AUGAAACCACCUUUCACUGCUCCAGAUCCUAUGAGAACAUAUAACAUUAUAUUAAAAGGCAUUGAUCUUAUGGAGUUUCCUAGAACAAUAUCAAAAAAUGCUACUAAUCUAAUCAAAAGAUUAUGUCGGGAUAAUCCAGCAGAAAGAAUAGGUUAUCAAAAAGGCGGUAUUAAAGAACUUCAAAAGCACAAGUGGUUUGACGGAUUUAAUUGGGAUGGUUUGAAGAAUCGAAAUCUUGUACCACCUAUCUUACCAAGAAAAUGA
This is a messenger RNA of Argiope bruennichi, 264 nucleotides long. Its product is annotated as cGMP-dependent protein kinase 1-like. Bases 1 to 264 code for a protein of 87 amino acids. Gene Ontology annotation, molecular function: protein serine/threonine kinase activity; ATP binding. Gene Ontology annotation, biological process: protein phosphorylation. Lineage: Eukaryota; Metazoa; Arthropoda; Arachnida; Araneae; Araneidae. The record is from RefSeq and is a predicted model, not a curated record. The transcript is spliced from 5 exons.